AUCCCACCUCAGAGAGCAGCGAAGUCAUUCCGGGAAAAGGCGCACUGACAUUUUGUCGCCGCGUUACAGGACAGCGGAUACAUUGUCACAUUUAGAAGACAUCCAACACCGGGAAGGUGUACGUGAUUCGAUAACCGAACACUGGAGGAAUAUUUUCCAAAAUUAAACCCAAGGACAAAGUGUUCUGAAUCUGUGUUGACUGGUGCUUGGGCGGGGAAACCCGAGGAGAGCGGCAUCAUGGCAACCGAGAGAAACAGCAAAGCCCUGAAGGUGAAGCAGGAAUGCGGCGAGAACGUGCCCUUCCUGUCAGACAGCGAGCUAAUGUCGCUCACCGUGCGGGAGCUCAACCUCCACCUGCGCGGCAUGUCCCGCGAGGAGAUCCAGAAGCUGAAGCAGCGCCGGCGCACCCUGAAAAACCGAGGCUAUGCGGCCAGCUGCCGGGUCAAGCGGGUGUCCCAGCGCGAGGCCCUGGAGCAGCAGAAGAUGGAGCUCCAGCGCGAGGUGGACCGGCUUGGGGCGGAGAACGCCGGCAUGAGGAAGGAGCUGGAGGGGCUCGGCGCUCGCCUGGCAGCGCUGCAAAGGUUCGCCAGAGGCCUGGAGGCCGGGGGAGGCAACCUGCUGGCCACGGCACCGCGCCUCAACACUGCCUCUGUCAUCACUAUUGUGAAGAGUCCGCCACAACCUCAACCACACAGGGAACAGGACCCUUCCUAGGUUCUGUAAACAGACUGGGGGGGGGGGGGGCGGGGGGGUUUUCAGUAGAAACACAUACUUCACACACAAUGGAAAAUACAGAACAUCAGUGCUACGCCUCGUUCGCCCACACACAGGAGUCAUUCAUUCCUGCAUUUGUGACUUCACUUUGGACCAGCCCAACCUUUUCUCCGACUCCUCAGUCGUGCUGGUGUAAUGGCCUCAUAGUCACUUGUUUAGUUGACGUCUAGAAUGAAGUCAUGUUAGCGAGGCACUGAUGUACAGUCCUGUGAAAAAGUAUUACUAGCGUCCAUGUUCAACGACCUCUUUCACGGCAAAGAUGACACAAAAACGACAUCAAUACCAAACCCAUCUGUUUGAAUGUACCCCUUCAGAGUAAUUAUGAGCCCUUAUGAAUGGUGGAGGUCUGCACUCUGAUGUCUGUGGUCGUGAAAGCAACAAAUCUAAUGGUUAUUUGCAGUCUAGUUGUACGUUUCUUACGUGACCAUCGUAGCUAAUACGCCUGUGUCACCAGGGCUUUUUUUGUGCGGCCAAAAGGGCGGAGCUUCGUCCACUUCUGCUUUUGGCUACGCGACCAAAACACCAAAAUUCUGAGGUAAUACCCCAGCAAGCACGAGACAUUAAAACAAUGUUGAGAACUUACUGAAUUAGGUCCUGACGUUGAGCAACUUAAACCUAACGUGGAAACAACGUGGUUUUUGACAACGUUUAUUCAAUGUCAGUGUCUGAUGUUGACUUGACUGUUGAAAUUUGGUCAUUUCACAAAUACAACCUUGAACUAACGUGUUUUUUGAUGACGUUUAAUCAAUGUCAGGUUCUGACGUUGAUUUGACCGUUGAAAUUUGGUAAUUUCAAUAUUCUACAGCACAAAUACAACCUUGAACAAACAUGCUUUUUGAUUAUGUUUAAUCAAUGUCAGGGUCUGACAUUGAUUUGACCAUUAAAAUGUGGUCAUUUCCCAGCCAACAACGUGGAUCCAACGUGAGAUGCCAACGUUUUAUAAAUAAACCUAUUUUGCAACGUUGUUUUACUGGACGUGUAUGUUUAAUCAACGUUAUAUCAAUGUCUUGUGCUUGCUGGGACAACGUCUGCAUUCCGUGUUGCUUUUAAAUAUCGGUUCAAUCCUACACUUUCUCCACCUCAGUGGCACAACAGGGUUGCGGGAGGCUGGCGUAUCCCACGAACGAUUACAGGAUUUGUUUUAUUCCAAGCCAAGCAUGCUGGAAACUUGGGGAAAUACGACUUUUAGAGUAAAAAAAAAAGCUAUUAGGGCGGAAGGCCCGCUGGAGAAUGGCUGAUGUUGAGGGUUUGUACCGCCGGUGGCACACCGACACAGUGCCUUCAGUACUUGUGAGAGGUAUGAAACCACACCUGCCGUCACACGUUGGUCUAAAACAGUUCCUCGCGUACAGUUCCACUCGCAGCGCAGCUUCCUCAUAUCUGCUCGACUCCCAACACGCGUUGGUCAUCACCUUUUCUUUGUCGUUAAAACUGCGGCCGAUCCCCCGCACACAUUCCUAUUUACGUGUUCUUAUUUGUAAUGUCUGUAUGUGCCGUCGAGACGCAAAUGUUGAGUGACAUUUAUCAGAGAUAUAUUCUAUAUUUUAUUUGUAUUUAAAGGUUUUGACAAGCUAACGAGUGCUGUGAUGUUCUCUAUGUUUUCAGUACUUCCAUAGUCCGGGGGGAAAAGGGGCGGGGUUAUCCAUGUGUCUAAUUCUCGUAAUGUGUGACAACGAUUCCUACUUCACAAGAUGUUUCAUUAUUAGCUCUAUAGAAAUAUGCUCAAAGCCGACGGCCGUAUUGCUGUGAUGAUUUGUGCACGUGUGUUUUUUGCCAUGUUUGUACUGGCUUGCAACAGUGGAUUCUUGGAGGGAUGCUAUUUUUCUAUGAUUGAUUUCUGUUUUUGUUUGUCGUGUGAAAAUGGGGAAGGCCGAACAGAAGCUCAGGCGAAAGGGCGCAGGGGACGAUAUGCGGAUUGCGGAGGUGGAUGAUGGGUAAAGAAAGUGGUAAAGAAAGCGAAAGAAAGUGUGAAGAGAGUUAGUUGCGUGUUCACUUGAAAAACCUGCAAUGAGUCGGCCACUGAGUCAUACUUUAGACAUUGUAACACAAUUAGACUCGUGUUGAAAAUAAAUCAAAUAUAUGAGGCUCAUAUUUAGCUGUAUGAAUAUGUGUGGUUUAAAAAAUGCAUUUAUUAUCUAUAUUUCCAAUGUCUCACCUUUUGUCAAUUUGUGCUGGAUGUUUUGUGAUAAUUGCAAAACAAAAAUGGUCUUUGUAUUUAUUGUACUUUUUCUAUUGUGAAAAUUGAAGUACAUCAUCUAUUUUAUAUAUUAAUUAUAAUAAAUGUUGUACAUAUUGUACAUAAAAACCUUGUGCUUUUGUGGUUAAAGUGCGCAGAGCAAACUAAGGAAGCAUUUUUAAUUGCCCUGUGAUGUCGUCCGAGUAUACAAAUAUAGACUUUUAGUCCACGUCAGAUUUAUUGUACUGAAGGGAAAUUU
Molecule: messenger RNA, 3209 nt
Organism: Entelurus aequoreus (snake pipefish)
Lineage: Eukaryota; Metazoa; Chordata; Actinopteri; Syngnathiformes; Syngnathidae
Gene: maff
Product: v-maf avian musculoaponeurotic fibrosarcoma oncogene homolog F
Exons: 3
Coding region: 238-714 (158 amino acids)
Biological process (GO): regulation of transcription by RNA polymerase II; regulation of epidermal cell differentiation
Cellular component (GO): nucleus
Molecular function (GO): RNA polymerase II cis-regulatory region sequence-specific DNA binding; DNA-binding transcription factor activity, RNA polymerase II-specific
Source: RefSeq, a predicted model, not a curated record